UUCUGGACCCUUCCUUCGCCAGAACACCUUGUCAGCUCUCUGGCAGGAGCCGAACUAACUGGCGGUCAGUCAUGGGCACCCCAGCCUCCGUGGUGAGCGAGCCGCCCCGCAGGCAGCCUCCGACAGAGGCCCGGGGCCGCAAGCAGGCCUCCGCCAACAUCUUCCAGGACGCCGAGCUGCUGCAGAUCCAAGGCCUGUUUCAGCGCAGCGGAGACCAGUUGGCCGAGGAGCGGGCGCGGAUCAUCUGGGAGUGUGCAGGGGACCACCGUGUGGCCGAGCCACUUAGAAGACUGAGAAUCUCUCAAGGUCCCCGUGGCGUCCUCCCUGUUGUCAGCUUAUCAUACACUUGCUCCUGCAGGAUCCCGGAGCCCCGCUCUGCCCGGGCUGACCCCGACAGUGCCACGGGGACAGCCGCCAGCGAGCAGCGCCUCACCUCCAGGAGGACGAGUGCCCGGAACUGGAGGAAGCCAGGCCCCACCAGCUACCUCCGCCGGAUUCGACACUGACUGGGAGGGCCGGGGUGGGCAUUCGCCCUGGCGGUCGGAGACUUCUGCCUGGAAGGUGAGAUCCCGGGCAGGCUGCCCCAGGAACUGACGGGAGGAGCCACUGCAGCUGCUGGCCUGUUUGGCUCGGGAGGGGCCUGGACGCCGCCACCAGGCUCUCGGCUUUGGAGGAUCCACUCCUCACCAGAGUGAGCACAGACACAACUGCUGCUGCCUCCGCCCUUCCCGGUCUCACGCCAGCCUGGGCUGCCUGAUGCUCCCUGGGGCGAGGGGAUGGGCAUGCGGGCCGGCGUCUCACGCCUCCACCACGACCCCACCUACUACUGCCAUUGCCUCCGGCUCAGCAGCCGGUCCCACACCCCCAUGCCAGGCCCACACAGAGAAACCGGGGUUUCAGUGGCGAAUAAAGACAUUUACACCAAGAA
This is a messenger RNA of Carlito syrichta (Philippine tarsier), 928 nucleotides long. RefSeq names its product arginine vasopressin induced 1 (gene AVPI1). The transcript is spliced from 4 exons. Lineage: Eukaryota; Metazoa; Chordata; Mammalia; Primates; Tarsiidae. The coding region runs from base 72 to 506 and encodes 144 amino acids. The record is from RefSeq and is a predicted model, not a curated record.